Molecule: messenger RNA, 2532 nt
Organism: Xenopus laevis (African clawed frog)
Lineage: Eukaryota; Metazoa; Chordata; Amphibia; Anura; Pipidae
Product: alpha-2Db adrenergic receptor
Exons: 1
Coding region: 663-1844 (393 amino acids)
Source: RefSeq, a predicted model, not a curated record
ACCGUACCACAAGCACAGGUUGGGAUCCACCGGACUCAGCGCAGCCCCGACAAUAAGCAGCAGCAAAAAGCAUGCUACUACAAGUCGCCAGGCUGCACCUAAUCACCCCGAGCCUCACUACAGGAUUCCUCUCAGUGACCGAGUCCCCUCAGGGAACCCACUAUCUUGUCCCUCUGUAUAUAAACCCCAAAGAGCGAUCGAUCAGCGAUUGCUAUAAAAUGGGCGGGGCAGGGGGCGUGACGGCAGGUCUCCCGCAGCGACUGACGGCGGUAGUAAGUAGUCGGAGGUGCUGUGUAUUCCGAAACCCAAAGAUUGUGGAAACUUGGAGCUGCAGUUCCCUCCCCUCUGGGAAAGAGGAAUAUACUGAGGCUGCAGCCAAGUGAGACAAGCAAAGAGCAAACUGCACGCAGGGGAGAAGUAUCUGAUAUCCGUUCUGCAAGGGGGAUCUGAUUACAGGCUUUGCUGCUCUCCUUCCCAUGGGCUGCCUCUGUCUGUGAGGACAACUACAGGUAACAGCACCUGGAUCCUUACUUGACUUUCACUUGACUUUACUGGACUUUCGCUAUUUCCAUGGAUUUGUUCAAGUGGAUGAUCCUCACUGUUCUGCCCUAGGACAAACUGGACUGCUCCAUGCCUCCCCCUGCCCUUAUCAUGUAACUGAGAUGGAGGCAACAAGUUUUGUCCCAACUGCAUUUUAUAAUGGAUCUGAAGAGAGUGGCCAACCCCAGCUAAAGGCCUGGCCUUACACCGCACUGGAGUGCACUCUAAUCAUUAUAGCAGUGGUGUCCAUCAUCUUGUCUACAGUACUUGGCAACAUUCUAGUUGUUUUGGCAAUAUUUACCAGCCGGGCCCUGCGGGCCCCGCAGAACUUGUUUUUGGUUUCACUAGCAUCUGCUGACAUCCUGGUGGGGGCACUGAUCAUCCCAUUUUCUCUAGCCAGAGAGGUUAUGGGCUAUUGGCAUUUUGGAAGUGUAUGGUGUAGCAUGUACCUGGCUUUGGAUAUCUUAUUCUGCACAUCUUCUAUUGUACACCUGUGUGCCAUCAGUAUUGACCGAUAUUGGUCGGUGACGAAAGCAGUCAAGUACAAUCUGAAGCGCACGCCCAAGAGGAUCAAGAGGUGCAUUGCAAUCAUAUGGGUGGUGUCGGCCAUCAUUUCUUUCCCGCCACUUCUCAAGUCUAAGCACAAGGAAUGGGAGUGCCUCCUAAACGACGACACAUGGUACGUCUUGUUUUCAUGUACUGUGUCUUUCUUUGUCCCUUGUCUUAUCAUGAUCUUGCUCUACUGUCGCAUCUACCGUGUAGCCAAACACCGCGUGUCCAGUCUUAGGAAUGGGGUUUCUGACUGCGCCAGUGCAACGCCAGGCACCUGCGAAACGCACCAUAACAUCCAAAACAACCACGAAGCAGAGGAACUGGAUUUAGAAGAAAGCACUUCUUCUGUGCAUAAGUUUCCCAAGAAACACCAUCACAAAAAAAAAGAUAAACCCAAAAGUGCCAAAGCGAAAAGGCUUUCGUGGACCUCAAACCGCGGGCAACAACACCGGGACCAAUCUAUUUGCAUCUCCCAGAUGCGCCUGAACCAGCUCCGAGAAAAGAGACUAACCUUUGUGCUAGCUGUGGUCAUCGGUGGCUUCGUUAUCUGCUGGUUUCCAUUUUUCUUCACCUACAGCCUAGAGUCUGUUUGUAGAAAGAGAUGUGGAAUCUCAGAUGCCCUUUUUAACUUCUUCUUCUGGAUUGGCUACUGCAACAGCAGCCUGAAUCCCAUCAUAUACACAGUCUUCAACAGGGACUUCCGCAAAGCAUUCCGAAGACUCCUCACUCAUGGUUCCAGAAGGACUACAUGAGAAAAUGCAGAAAUUUAUUUUAGGACCAGACAGAGUCACCUGUUUACUCCCUCCUUGAAUAUCAUAUACUAAAUAUGGAUUUUUUUUUUAUUCAACAAGAAUUUUAAACAAGAGACCAAAUUAACAUGGGUCAAAAAAAAAGCCACUGACAAGAUUUAUGUCUUGGGAUUAUGGGUAGACUUGUUUGUUUGGAAAUAAGAACUAAACCUCAUGUGGAUACAUCUGGAACACACACUGGGAGCGAAGGUGGGAAUAUUCCUUUUGCUCAAUAAUCCCCUUAUGAAAUAAAAACAGGACUCUCAGAAAUAAGAGGAAUUUGUCCAGGAUCUCUUGGCAAAAAACAUUGCUGAGCCAUCUUAACCCCAAACAGUCUGAAAGUAGUUUGAAAUCCUACCUGCUGCUUAUUUAAGCUAAAAGUUUCUAUUGGCUUUUAUUUUUAAAGUUGUCCGUGGCUUCUGUUUUAUGUAGUAGCUAUGCGCCCUUUCACUGCUUAGUUAUUAAUGCAUGCUUUGUAAAUUGAGCACACAUCACUUGCAGAUUACAUGCAUUUACUGUAUGUUAUGUAUUUUAUAUAAAGAUCUGCUUUGAUUCUUAUCCUUUGACAUUUUCCUUUGCACAGUAUGUUACUGAGGAACAAUAUUGUUUUCCUGGCAAGAAUAAAAGGGCCAUAGGGAAACUCUCCCUUUUA